This is a messenger RNA of Peronospora belbahrii, 549 nucleotides long. NCBI's taxonomy places the organism in Eukaryota, Oomycota, Peronosporomycetes, Peronosporales, Peronosporaceae. The record is from the annotation of a GenBank genome assembly.
AUGCGAUUCCUCUCAGCCUCCCGCUUGAAACGUAUCAGUGCGUUCUCACUGUCUGCUUCCAAUCGUGGUGUCUACACCAAAGGUCUGGCUAAGGACCUGAUGAGCAAAUCUUGUUAUAAUGGCGUCAACUUUGUCAUCUCUGAGGACGCCACUGUGCUCGAAGCGCUAACACGUAUGGUAGGCAUCAAUCUAGGCUGUCUUGCUGUGAGUGGUGACAAUGGCAAGUUUGUGGGCGUUGUAACGGAGCGUGACUACUUGAGGAAAGUCGAACUUUUGGGACUUACAGCUAAAAAUACUUCCGUGGGACAAAUCAUGACGCAGCGAGCACGUCUCGUUGUUGCCAAGCAAGAUGAGACCCCCAACCAAUUAAUGACCAAGAUGCUGUCCUCGGACAUUCGCCACCUGCCCGUGGUCAAUGACGACGGCGACCUGACCGGCAUGCUUUCCAUCAAGGAUCUAGUGCGCGAGAUCAAACGCGAGCACGACGCUGAUGUGGACACACUUUGUAGUUUUGCAAUGGGUCACGGUGGUCACUUUGUGCUGGACUAA